Odocoileus virginianus texanus is the source of this 4403-nucleotide messenger RNA. It is a transcript of the gene SEMA4D, whose product is annotated as semaphorin 4D. Gene Ontology annotation, biological process: positive regulation of GTPase activity; negative regulation of transcription by RNA polymerase II; axon guidance. Gene Ontology annotation, molecular function: semaphorin receptor binding; chemorepellent activity. Gene Ontology annotation, cellular component: plasma membrane. The record is from RefSeq and is a predicted model, not a curated record. Lineage: Eukaryota; Metazoa; Chordata; Mammalia; Artiodactyla; Cervidae.
CGGCACCGCGGGGCCGCGCGGCCAGGACACGCCGCGCCAGACUCUGCCAUCCCAGCGGGAAGGAAGAAGCCGCAUCCCAGUUGCUGAUGUGUUUGAUAACGCCGAUCAUCAGAGCCAAGAUUUCUGAAGACUUCUAGAAACGAUUGGGAAGUUUCGAGAAGGCACAAGAUACAGAAUUUCUUCAGAAGGCCGUAGGGCAGCGCGCUGUUUGAGAACCAGGUGGCCUUUCACGUUUGCACUGGUGAGAGCGGCGGACCUCACCCAGAGUGCUGAGAAAUGCGGGGCCUGCAGGCUCGUGCUGCCCACCAGCUCCGGGCUGCGCUGCGGCUCUGAGCGGCCACCACCCCACCGUGACGCCUGCUGUGGGCUCCGCUGCCCGCCAGCAUUUGCUGCUGAAGCCCCCGCUGAAGCCCUGACUGAUGAGGAUGUGUGCCCCUGUUGGGGGGCUGCUCACCGCCCUCGCCGUGGUGUUUGGGACGGCUGUGGCCUUUGCUCCCGUACCUAGGAUCACCUGGGAGCACAGAGAGGUACAGCUGGUGCAGUUUCAUGAGCCGGGGAUCUUCAACUACUCGGCCCUGCUGCUGAGUGAGGACGAGGAUACCUUGUUCGUGGGUGCCCGGGAAGCCGUGUUUGCCUUAAACGCACACAACAUCUCCAAGAAGCAGCAUGAGGCUUAUUGGAAGGUCUCAGAAGAUAAAAAAGCAAGAUGUGCAGAAAAGGGGAAAUCAAAACAGACAGAAUGCCUCAACUACAUCCGUGUGCUGCAGCCACUCGGCACCAGCGCCCUUUACGUGUGCGGGACCAACGCGUUCCAGCCAGCCUGUGACCACCUGAACUUAACAUCCUUCAAAUUUCUGGGGAAAAAUGAAGAUGGCAAAGGAAGGUGUCCCUUUGACCCAGCACAGAGCUACACAUCUGUCAUGGUCGAUGGAGAGCUUUAUUCUGGGACGUCGUAUAACUUUUUGGGAAGUGAACCUAUCAUCUCCCGAAAUUCCACCCACAGUCCUCUGAGGACAGAGUAUGCGAUUCCUUGGCUUAAUGAGCCCAGCUUCGUGUUUGCUGACGUGGUACGAGAGACCCCGGAGGGCGAGGACCUCGGGGACGACAGGGUAUACUUCUUCUUCACGGAGGUGUCUGUGGAGUACGAGUUUGUCUUCAAGCUGAUGAUCCCCCGGAUAGCGAGGGUCUGCAAGGGGGACCAGGGCGGCCUGAGGACCUUACAGAAGAAGUGGACCUCCUUCCUGAAGGCCAGGCUCAUCUGCUCCCGGCCGGACAGCAACCUCGUCUUCAAUGUGCUGCGGGACGUCUUCGUCCUCAGGUCUCCGGACCUGAAGGAGCCCGUGUUCUACGGGGUCUUCACCCCGCAGCUGAACAACGUGGGGCUGUCGGCCGUGUGCGCCUACAACCUGUCCACGGCUGAGGCGGUCUUCUCCCGUGGGAAGUAUAUGCAGAGCGCCACGGUGGAACAGUCCCACACCAAGUGGGUGCGCUACAACGGGGCUGUGCCCACGCCGCGGCCUGGGGCGUGCAUCAACCGGGAAGCACGGGCAGCCAACUUUUCUAGCUCCCUCAACCUGCCAGACAAGACCCUGCAGUUUGUCAAAGACCACCCUCUGAUGGACGAGUCUGUGACCCCUAUAGACAGCAGGCCCCGGCUGAUCAAAGGCGACGUGAACUACACACAGAUUGUGGUGGACAGGACCCGGGCCCUGGAUGGAACCAUCCACGAUGUCAUGUUUGUCAGCACAGACCGGGGCGCCCUGCACAAAGCCAUCAGCCUCGAGAAUGACAUCCACAUCAUUGAGGAGACUCAGCUCUUCCAGGACUUUGAGCCCAUCCAGAGCCUGCUGCUGUCUUCCAAGAAGGGUAGGAAGUUUGUCUAUGCCGGCUCCAACUCAGGCGUGGUGCAGGCCCCUGUGGCCUUCUGCGGGAAGCAUGGCACCUGCGAGGACUGCGUGCUUGCCCGGGACCCCUACUGCGCCUGGAGCCCAGCCAUGGCCGCCUGUGUCGCCCUGCACCAGACUGACGGCCCCAACAGGGGGCUGAUUCAGGAAAUGAACGGGGAUGCAUCCACUUGCCCUGAUAAAAUUAAAGAAAGUUACCUGCAGCAUUUUUUCAAGCAUGGCGGCACAGCAGAACUCAAAUGUUCCCAAAAGUCCAACCUGGCCCGGGUGGUAUGGAAGUUCCAGAACGGCGUGCUCAAGGCCGAAAGCCCCAAGUACAGCCUGGUAGGCAGAAAGAACCUGCUCAUCUUCAACCUGUCAGAAGGAGACAGCGGGGUGUAUCAGUGCCUGUCGGAGGAGAGGGUCAAGAACAAGACAAUCUUGCAGGUGGUGGCCAAGCAUGUUCUGGAGGUCAAGACAGUCCCACGAACCACAGUGGUCUCUAUGUCGCCGGCCACUCGGACAGAAGGCAGUCGGAUCACCCCCAGAGUAUCAGUGGGACCCACCCCAGUCUCCUUUCCCCAGACCCCAGCUGUGCGGGUCACCACGCCGGGUGCUGUCCCCCCACCGUCCAGCCCCGUGGCACCCACCAGUACGUCCUGCGAACCAAAGAUCGUCAUCAACACGGUCCCGCAAGUCCACUCGGAGAAGACACUGUAUCUCAAGUCCAGUGACAACCGCCUCCUCAUGUUUCUCUUCCUCUUCUUCUUCGCCCUCUUCCUCUGCCUUAUCUCCUACAACUGCUAUAAGGGCUACCUGCCCGGACAGUGCUUGAAAUUCCGCUCGGCUAUGCUCCUCGGGAAGAAGAAGCCCACAUCAGACUUCUCAGACUUUGAGCAGAGUGUGAAGGAGACGCUGGUGGAGCAGGGCAGCUUCUCCCAGCAGAAUGGGGGACAGCCCAAGCCGGCCCUGGACACCGGCUACGAGACGGAGCAGGACACCAUGGCCAGCCGGCUGCCCACGGACCGGGAGGACUCGCAGAAGAUCGACGAGCUCCCGGGCAGGGACCGGCCGUUCGACGUCAAGUGCGAGCUGAAGUUCGCCGACUCGGACGCGGACGGGGACUGAGGCCCCGGCCGCCCACAUGUUCCUUGUGUUGCCAGCUCAGCGCCCCAUCCAGUGCUGCGUAGGUAGCCGUUGUCAGCAAACCUCCGUCUUCUGUGUCUUUUCUCUUGGGUCGCGCUUGUGACUUGGUUUCUCUUUGUCCUUUUGGAAAACAGCGAGCAUCGAGUCCGGCCUCCCUGGUCGGUGGGGCGUUUGGAGUCAGGCCCGCAGGCUCACCCGCGGCCGCUCUGCGGCGGAGAGAUGGCCACACUGCCACUGGCCUGAGAAGAAAGUCUGUGAACGUCCCCUCCUCAUAGCAGCCACUGAAAGAUAAUUUAAUUCCAGAUUGGAAAUGACAUUUUAGUUUAUCAGAUUGGUAACUUAUCACCUGUUGUCCAGGUUGGCACAGACCUUUCCUUCCACGUCAUUACUUUGUAGGAUUUUGCUUUAAUUAUGUUGGCGUGUUGGGUCAUUUUAUUUUUUUAAUUACUAAAGCAGAUGUUUUAAUAUUUGGAAGGUGUACAUCUUCUGAAUUUUGUUGUAUAUUAGGAUAAAGGUAUGGCUUACGUUGCUUAAGAUUCUCAGGGAUAAACUUACUUUUGCUAAAUGCAUUCUUUUCCGCUUUUAGAAAUGUAGACAAAAUCAUCUCUUGAUCGCAUUUCUUUUUUUAAUUAUUCUUAAAAUUUUGUUCCUUGAGGGAAGCAUCGUUUUCAGAGAUUUUUCUUUCUGUACCUUUUUACUCUUGUCUUAACUCUUUCGAGGAAAAGGCUGUGGGGGACCAUCCCACGACACUGGGCAGAGUUUGGAGGGAGGGACGGGCCCCAGCAUGCUCUGGAUGGAGCUGGGCUAGCCCAGAGCUGAGAGGACAAGCGUGUUACAAUCUAAUGCCCAUGGCCACUGGUGAAAACCUCUUGUUCAGGCAGAAUGUUCUCCAGGAUAUCUUGGUCAUCUGAACAUCUCCUUUUUCAUUUUGCUUCCAUCUCAUACUCUCCGCCCGCCCAGACUUUCUGUUUGGCCUAACUGAGCUGUCCACAACUGGAAAAGAGCUGGGUGGCCAGGGGGCAGCCAGGUCAGUGACCACAGCCCCCCAGCCCCCACAUGCUGCUGCCGCAGACCUGCCAAGCCUGGCGCCAUCUGUCAAGGUGCGAGUGGGCCGCACGGUCCUACCAUCACCGACGUCACACUCCACCUCCUGCUUUCCAGAUGCCCACAAGAGGAGGCUUUCUUUCCGUGGCAAAGAGCAAUAAACUCUGAGCGUGUGUGCCUGUGUGGCCGAUGUCAUCUUCCAGCAUGAUAGGAUUUGACCGUUCUGGUGUAAACAUUUGUGUUUUAUAAGAUUUACUUUGUUUUUAUUUUUCUACUUUGAAUUGUAUACAUUUGGAAAGUAACCGAAUAAACAGAAGCUUAUAUCCUUGA